GCAAUUCUGUACGCAAUACGUCAAGCGAAAAGAUCGUACGUAUGUAUGCGUAUGUAUGUGUGUGUGUGUGUGUCUGCGCUUCCUUGCUUCCCCUGGCUUCUUUUAUUCCCCCUCCUUUGUUCGCUUGCGGCUUCGGGACAGGAGGAGGCGGGGCAGGGCGAGUGAAUGCACAGUUCCGGAAUAUUUUGGUGCGAUAGUAACUUGAUAUAGAGUUCUAGAUCAAAGAAGCAAUGGAAAGGGAAUCAGCUACCACAUAUGAGCCAAAAAGGAACAGUGAAAUAAGGGUUUUUGAGAGUUUUGAUGAUAUCUCAACAGAUCUGGCUGAGUAUAUCUCACAAAUUUCAGAAAUUUCUGUCAAAGAAAGGGGAUACUUUGCUAUUGCCCUAUCUGGAGCCCCCCUAGUCAGUUUUUUGUGGAAACUUUGUGAAGCCCCAUACAACAAGACCCUGGAUUGGUCCAAAUGGUACAUCUUCUGGACUGACGAACGUGCUGUAGCAAAGAAUCAUGCUGAGAGUAACUAUAAGCUAACAAAAGAAGGAUUCCUCGCCAAGGUACCUAUUCUUAAUGGCCAUGUCUACUCCAUAAAUGACAAUGCCACAGUGGAGGAUGCAGCAACAGACUACGAAUUCGUCAUCAGGCAGCUGGUCAAGGUCCGGACAAUCGGGGUCUCAGAGAGCAACGACUGCCCCAAGUUUGAUCUCAUCCUCCUUGACAUGGGCUCUGAUGGUCAUGUGGCCUCGCUGUUCCCCAACCACCCUGCCCUUGAGCUGAAAGACGACUGGGUCACCUACAUCACUGACUCCCCGCAGCCUCCACCCGAGAGGAUCACCUUCACUCUCCCAGUAAUCAACUCGGCUUCCAACAUAGCGAUAGUGGCUACUGGCGACGACAAGGUGAAGGCCGUGCACUUAGCGGUUUCUGACGGCACUGAAGGUCCUGAUGCUCCCGCGUUGCUGCCUGCAAGAAUGAUCCACCCGACGGACGGGAAGCUGGUGUGGUUCCUGGACAAGGCCGCGGCAGCAUCCCUCGAGGCUAACAACGGUGAUGCCUCCUACGACGAGCAUGCCGAGUACCGACUUUGAAGAUCCAAGGUCGUUUUGCCGUGAAUGAGUGGAGGCGUGUAAGUAGGCGGGUGGGAUUUGAUGGAAGAUGCUGGGUGCCCCGUUUUAGCUCGAUAUACUUGUAGUCUUGGCAUUAAUUUUGCCUAGGGUCUAGUUCCGGGAAAUCAAAAAUUGCCGUGGUCCUUUUGCCAUGAGAUGUGAUUUAGAGCGAAGAAAUGUGUAUGCGAUGUCGAGAGCAAAGGAUGAGAACACCGGAUUUUUAACUGUGAUAGUAUUAUGCUAUGCGCUGCAUUCUAUUUCUAUCUAGCUGAAGUUA
This is a messenger RNA of Setaria italica (foxtail millet), 1377 nucleotides long. RefSeq names its product probable 6-phosphogluconolactonase 2. NCBI's taxonomy places the organism in Eukaryota, Viridiplantae, Streptophyta, Magnoliopsida, Poales, Poaceae. Gene Ontology annotation, biological process: carbohydrate metabolic process; pentose-phosphate shunt. The record is from RefSeq and is a predicted model, not a curated record. The transcript is spliced from 4 exons. Gene Ontology annotation, molecular function: 6-phosphogluconolactonase activity. Bases 231 to 1082 code for a protein of 283 amino acids.